Phycomyces blakesleeanus NRRL 1555(-) is the source of this 1319-nucleotide messenger RNA. RefSeq lists its product as hypothetical. Bases 51 to 1286 code for a protein of 411 amino acids. Gene Ontology annotation, cellular component: proteasome regulatory particle, base subcomplex. The transcript has 4 exons. The record is from RefSeq and is a predicted model, not a curated record. Gene Ontology annotation, biological process: proteasome-mediated ubiquitin-dependent protein catabolic process. NCBI's taxonomy places the organism in Eukaryota, Fungi, Mucoromycota, Mucoromycetes, Mucorales, Phycomycetaceae. Gene Ontology annotation, molecular function: ATP binding; proteasome-activating activity; ATP hydrolysis activity.
UCAGUUGCAAGGCACGCGUUAGCUCCUAGUGACAACGCAACUGUCUGACUAUGGAGGAAAUCGGCAUCCAUUUAAAACAAGAACAUAAGGAUUCCCCGGCCGUUGUCACAAAGACGAGUCUUUUGGAAGAGUUAUCUGAAGAAGACCUUUAUACCAAACUUAAGAAACUUCAACGCAAUGUGGAAUUCCUCGAACUCCAAGAGGAGUAUAUUAAAGAUGAACAGAACAACUUGAAGAGAGAACUCAUUCGCUCUCAAGAGGAAGUUAAGCGUAUCAAAUCUGUUCCUCUGGUCAUUGGUCAGUUUCUGGAACCCAUGGACCAGCACACUGGAAUUGUUGGAUCUACCACUGGCUCCAAUUAUGUUGUCCGCAUCCUCAGCACAAUCGAUCGAGAACUUCUGAAGCCCAGUGCAUCUGUCGCACUCCAUCGUCAUUCAAACGCUCUUGUUGAUGUAUUACCCCCAGAAGCUGACAGCAGCAUCGCAAUGCUUGGUGCAGAUGAACGUCCAGAUGUCACUUAUCAGGAUGUUGGUGGUCUUGAUAUUCAGAAACAGGAGAUUAAGGAGGCUGUCGAACUUCCUUUAACUCAUUUUGAUCUUUAUCGCCAAAUUGGUAUCGAUCCUCCCCGCGGUGUCCUUCUUUAUGGUCCACCGGGAACAGGAAAGACCAUGUUGGUUAAGGCAGUUGCACAUCACUCUUCGGCCGGGUUUAUUCGUGUGGUUGGCUCAGAGUUUGUACAAAAAUACCUUGGUGAAGGUCCACGUAUGGUCAGAGAUGUUUUCAGGCUGGCAAGAGAGAACUCGCCAGCAAUUAUCUUUAUCGACGAAAUUGAUGCAAUUGCCACCAAGCGUUUCGAUGCUCAGACUGGUGCUGAUAGAGAAGUACAGCGUAUUUUACUGGAAUUAUUGAACCAGAUGGACGGUUUUGACCAAACAUCCAAUGUCAAGGUUAUUAUGGCAACUAACCGCGCUGACACACUUGAUCCUGCUCUUCUGAGACCUGGCCGAUUGGAUAGAAAAAUUGAGUUUCCUACACCAGAUCGCCGUCAGAAGCGUCUCAUAUUUUCUACUGUGACAGCUAAAAUGAACCUUUCGGAAGAAGUUGAUUUGGAAGAGUUUGUCUCCCGCCCCGAUAAGUUAUCUGGUGCUGAGAUUGCAGCAAUAUGCCAAGAGGCUGGUAUGCAAGCUGUUCGUAAAAACCGAUACGUAAUCUUGAGCAAAGAUUUAGAAAAGGGUUACAAAGCCAAUGUCAAGAAGGAAGAUACAAAUUUUGAGUUCUAUAAAUAAAAUAAGUUGUUUCCUAUCCAGCUGCAAAAUCGU